GGCGGGGACUAAGGAUUGUGAGGUGGGGAAACGCGACUUUCUGGAUUCUUUAUCCGGUAUUUUAAGUGCAGCUGGGGAGCUGUCGUUUCUGCAGCGUUGAGGAGCGGCUGGGGCGGGAGGAGCGGCGGCGGCCACUGGGGCGCGGAGAGUAAUACAUUUAAUCUGAGUUCUUUGAAAAAGCGGAGAAGAAGAACUAAGAGGAUAGUACACAAGGACUUUCCAUUUUGCAUAAUAUUUCCUUCAUGGAUACAUUUCCGUAGCAUUAUUAUGUGAUGUGAGAAGUUUUUUUUUUUUUUUUUUUUGAAGUAACAUGGAUUUUAUACUACAGAAUCAAGAGAUUGGCUUUAUGGGAAAAAUUGAUUUCUAAAAAGUGGUACAGGUUUUUAUAGAUAACCAUGACAACAUCCCAUAUGAAUGGGCAUGUUACUGAGGAAUCAGACAGCGAAGUAAAAAAUGUUGAUCUUGCAUCACCAGAGGAACAUCAGAAGCAUCGAGAGAUGGCUGUUGACUGCCCUGGAGAUUUGGGCACCAGGAUGAUGCCAGUACGUCGAAGCGCACAAUUGGAACGUAUUCGGCAACAACAGGAGGACAUGAGGCGUAGGCGAGAGGAAGAAGGGAAAAAACAAGAACUUGACCUUAAUUCUUCCAUGAGACUAAAGAAACUAGCCCAAAUUCCUCCAAAAACUGGAAUAGAUAACCCCAUAUUUGAUACAGAAGAAGGAAUUGUCUUAGAAAGUCCUCAUCAUGCUGUGAAAAUAUUAGAAGUGGAAGACUUGUUUUCUUCACUUAAACACAUCCAACAUACUUUGGUAGAUUCUCAGAGCCAGGAGGAUAUUUCACUGCUUUUACAACUUGUACAAAAUAAAGAUUUCCAGAAUGCGUUUAAGAUACACAACGCUGUCACAGUACACAUGAACAAGGCCAGUCCUCCAUUUCCUCUUAUCUCCAAUGCGCAAGAUCUUGCACAAGAGGUACAAACUGUUUUGAAGCCAGUCCACCAGAAGGAAGGACAAGAAUUAACUGUUCUGCUGAAUGCUCCACAUAUUCAGGCACUUUUACUGGCCCAUGAUAAGGUUGCUGAGCAGGAAAUGCAGCUAGAGCCCAUUGCGGAUGAGAGAGUUUAUGAAAGCAUUGGCCAGUAUGGAGGAGAAACUGUAAAAAUAGUUCGUAUAGAAAAGGCUCGAGAUAUUCCGUUGGGUGCUACAGUUCGUAAUGAAAUGGAUUCUGUCAUCAUUAGUCGGAUAGUUAAAGGAGGUGCUGCAGAAAAAAGUGGCCUGUUGCAUGAAGGAGAUGAAGUUCUAGAGAUUAAUGGCAUUGAAAUUCGGGGGAAAGACGUCAAUGAGGUUUUUGACUUACUGUCUGAUAUGCAUGGUACUUUGACAUUUGUUCUGAUUCCCAGUCAACAGAUCAAGCCUCCUCCUGCUAAGGAAACAGUAAUCCAUGUAAAAGCUCAUUUUGACUAUGACCCCUCAGAUGACCCCUAUGUUCCCUGUCGAGAGUUAGGUCUAUCUUUUCAAAAGGGGGAUAUCCUUCAUGUGAUCAGUCAGGAAGAUCCAAAUUGGUGGCAAGCCUACAGGGAAGGGGACGAAGAUAAUCAGCCUCUAGCUGGGCUGGUUCCAGGGAAGAGCUUUCAGCAGCAAAGGGAAGCCAUGAAGCAAACCAUAGAGGAAGAUAAGGAACCAGAAAAAUCAGGAAAACUGUGGUGUGCAAAAAAGAAUAAAAAGAAGAGGAAAAAGGUUUUAUAUAAUGCCAAUAAAAAUGAUGAUUAUGACAAUGAAGAGAUCUUAACUUAUGAGGAGAUGUCACUUUAUCAUCAGCCAGCAAAUAGGAAAAGACCCAUCAUUUUGAUUGGCCCACAGAACUGUGGCCAGAAUGAAUUGCGUCAGAGGCUCAUGAACAAAGAAAAAGACCGCUUUGCAUCUGCAGUUCCUCAUACAACCCGGAGUCGCCGAGACCAUGAAGUGGCCGGCAGGGAUUACCACUUCGUUUCACGGCAGGCAUUUGAGGCAGACAUAGCAGCUGGAAAGUUCAUUGAGCAUGGCGAAUUUGAGAAAAAUUUGUAUGGAACCAGCAUAGAUUCUGUACGGCAAGUGAUCAACUCGGGCAAAAUAUGUCUUUUAAGUCUUCGUACACAGUCAUUGAAGACUCUCCGGAAUUCAGACUUGAAACCAUAUAUCAUCUUCAUUGCACCCCCUUCACAAGAAAGACUUCGGGCACUAUUGGCCAAAGAGGGCAAGAAUCCAAAGCCUGAAGAGUUGAGAGAAAUCAUUGAGAAGACUAGAGAGAUGGAGCAGAACAACGGCCACUACUUUGACACAGCAAUUGUGAACUCAGAUCUUGAUAAAGCCUAUCAGGAAUUGCUUAGGUUGAUUAACAAACUUGAUACUGAACCUCAGUGGGUACCAUCCACUUGGCUGAGGUGAAGGAAACAUCCAUUCUGUGGCACAGUUGGACUUGAUGUGGCAAACUGCCCAUAGGAAGAUAGCCCUGACUUCAGCAAGACUCUGAGAAGAUGGCAGGCAGUGUAAACGGUAGACCUGUUCUUAGAUCUUCAACUAGUGAGAAGAAAACCCCUGUAGGUGUUAUAACAGCAGUCUUUAUCUCUGUACAUGGCUUUACAGAUUCUCGCCUCAUUUGGGGAUUUUAAAUGGAAGUUUUCAGCGGAGCAGUUCCAUUUUAUACACAUAAAAACCUUGUAAUUCUGUUUUCACCUAACUAAAUCUUUUUUGACUAGUCAUAUUUCCAUGAAAAAUUUGUGUAUAUAUAUAUACAUGAUGGUCUCACAUAGUAAUAAAUACUCAUGUUAUUUAACAGUUAACUUAAAAGAUUUCAUGGAAAUGUGGGUGUGAAGGGAAACUGGUUCUGUGCAUUAGGCAAGAUAACAUCUGGUUAAAAGACCAGUGAUCAGAAAUACUUUUUUUAAAAAAAAUGGUGCCACUUUGGUCUGGAGCUAGCUACUCUGUUAGGCUUGAAUUCAUUUGUGUAUCUUUUAAUUCUUAAAAAUAUUCCAUUAGAAGCAUGAAUUUUUCAGCUCAAACUCUGUGGAUCAGACUUCAUAGCAGACUGAUCUAAAACAUAUACAACAUGCUGAUCUUUUUAAAGAUAAAAUGAUUUUCUGAAUUUUUUUUCUUCAACUAUUGCAACUGAUUUGAUAACUUCCUUUUCCUGACCUGCACAGUACAAUAGAAUGUGGUGUAAGUUACAUUUUUAUGAUGACUGGGCAGAUGUUAAUAUAAACUGUGUUGACUGUUAAAAGUUUCUUCAUGAUGCAGUUUUUUACAUACAUGAGAGGACUUAGCACAUUCGACAGUUUUUGCAUUUUAAUAUGAAUACAGUGUAAUAUGGUGACUGCUUUAUAUACAGGUAAAAAACUGGAAUUCUGUGAUCAAUAUGGCUGCUGUACUGUAUACUAAUAUUUAAUUAAAAAUGGUCAUUGAUUACACUUGUUCAGCAUUGGAAUAAAAUUGUAUGUAUGAGGGAAUAAUACGAGAGUUAACUUUGAGAGCAGAAGGAAAGGAUGACCUGAAAGUCACUGGAACAUUUUAGGAAAAGAACAUUGCAGAGGGAAAAGCUAAGUGUAUAGAAACAGGUUUUUAUCCAAAUAAGGUCUGCAUCUUAUGACCAGAAUGCAACAAGCUUGCUAAAUCAUAAAAUGUUUAAGCUUAUGGGAUUUUCUGUCUCUAUAGCUUGUAGCUUUGAAAUUCACCUUCUGUACUUGGCAUGGAAAAGUUAAUUUGUAGUGUUCUCAAGGUUCUAGAGAUGGUGUGAUGUGUGACAACCUCAAAUGUGAAUGUCUUGAUUUUAUUUUUAUGACUUUAGCUAUAACAUUUCCUGUACCCAAAGCUAAACACUGGAAUAAUACUGAAUUGUCACUUAAUUUAACAUAGGCAAUUGUUUUUAAUGAGUAGCUUGUCUCAGUGUCAUGUGUGUGUUUUCUUUUACAUAAUUUUAUUUGAAUAUGGACAGUUUAUAUGUUGCCUUUUUCUGUUUAAAUUUGCAUGGCCCUCAGAGUUGGCUGCGGAGUAUGUCUCUUGUGGAAAUACUUUCAGAAUAAUGUUCCCUAGGAAGAAAGUAACGUCCCUGGGUCGAGGGAAGGAAUGCCAUACAUGCUGUCUUUUCAGGGCUGAAACACUCCACUUUAUGGCAGGAAAAUAACACAGGUCACACUGAUUUUCAGCAAUGAAGACCAACGACUGUAAGUACUUAGUAUUUUCACCAUUCCAGUUUCUUUUCAGGAAGGAAAGGUAGUAGUCUAUGAUAGACAGUGGAGUUUUGUGAGCUACUUAACUGACAACUAUUUUCAACCCUAAGAUCUAAAAUGUUAGCGGUUUGAUUCAAGUUAGGAUGAGAUUUUAUGUGGUGUCAGUAAAUGGCUGCUGUGCUAGUCCCUGAAUUAGCCUGUAGACUGUAGGGCCACACGAAGGCCAUGUGCCGUGGCGACUAAGGCAUGGCUUUAACAAGCAAAUCCAAGUCCCCUACAGAGGCACAGGCCAUGUCACAGUAUAUCCUUAGAAGUCUAAGGAGUUAUUUUGGGGGUCACUGAAGUCCUAUAAUUCUUUCUCCUCAGCAGUGGCAGAAGGAUAGAAAUGGUUAUCUCAAACUUUCCUCAGUCCCAGUGCUAUGGAUGUGCUAAUACUCAACACAGUCCCUCAACAACAUGACAAAGGAGUUGUUGCAGACUUCCUUCAAAGAAAAUGGGAAAAAGUUGCUCUCCACCUGGCUGUGCUACAUGCUCUGGCCAGUUCCAUUUCCUCUCCCUCCCCAGUGUGAGGGAGGGCUUAACCACUUACAGAAUGAUACCAAUAGCUGAUGAAAUGCACAUUAGUUCAAAUAAGGAAAUAAUCUUCCUUUACUAAAUUUUCGUAAGUCAGAACAACAACAAAAAAAAAGAAUGGUGUUUAGAUUAAUCCAGAUUUGCUUUCUGUGAAAAUCUAAUGUCUGGAUUUUUUUUUUUCCCUUUUCUCAUCGCCUAAGGAAUAAAGUAUUGAUAAGCAAUAAUUUGAAUGUAAUUUUGUGAAUGUGUAUGGAAAAUAUAAACCAGGGAUUUAGCCUUAAUAAAGGUAACCUUUGACAUUUAUAUUAAUCCUCCUUUGUACUCUUAUCCUGCCUGUAUCUACACUGUUAUUUUGAGAUGUAAUACUGCACCCACAAUAAUGUAAAAAUAAAAAGUAAAAUUAUA
Messenger RNA from Phacochoerus africanus (Common warthog), 5179 nucleotides. RefSeq names its product protein associated with LIN7 1, MAGUK p55 family member (gene PALS1). Gene Ontology annotation, biological process: generation of neurons; establishment or maintenance of polarity of embryonic epithelium; establishment or maintenance of epithelial cell apical/basal polarity. The record is from RefSeq and is a predicted model, not a curated record. The transcript is spliced from 15 exons. The coding region runs from base 396 to 2423 and encodes 675 amino acids. Lineage: Eukaryota; Metazoa; Chordata; Mammalia; Artiodactyla; Suidae. Gene Ontology annotation, molecular function: protein binding. Gene Ontology annotation, cellular component: plasma membrane; adherens junction.